Rhodofomes roseus is the source of this 366-nucleotide messenger RNA. RefSeq lists its product as uncharacterized. The coding region runs from base 44 to 289 and encodes 81 amino acids. The record is from RefSeq and is a predicted model, not a curated record. Gene Ontology annotation, cellular component: endoplasmic reticulum. The transcript has 3 exons. NCBI's taxonomy places the organism in Eukaryota, Fungi, Basidiomycota, Agaricomycetes, Polyporales, Fomitopsidaceae.
UGUAGCCUGAGGGUCGCUGAUAACAUUUGUCUAGAUCUAGCGAAUGAAUCAUGUCAACGUAUCAUUCUUCACGCCAGCGCUGUUAUUUCCCAAGGUUGCCUUCUUCCUAUCACCAUUGCAGCUUCGCGAGCUAUGGAUUAUACCCAUCUUCUUCGUCAUGACUACCCUUGUUUCGAAGGCGUGCGUACAAUCUUUAGGAUGGGCACUGCGAAUAGAGACGUAUCAGAGAGCCAUCGCAACCGCAGCAGGGUUCAUGAACUCAAACACGCUGACCAUCGCCCUCAUGUAGAGCCUGGUGAUAACCGUGCCAGAGGUGAAGUGGGGCACGGGCGACGACAGCGAGAGAUGCUCGGCCGGGCGCUGACA